Messenger RNA from Hydra vulgaris (swiftwater hydra), 1398 nucleotides. The record is from RefSeq and is a predicted model, not a curated record. NCBI's taxonomy places the organism in Eukaryota, Metazoa, Cnidaria, Hydrozoa, Anthoathecata, Hydridae.
AUGGAGACCGAAAGACUUCUCAAAGAACAAGAAAAAAACUUCGCAAAAAUAACAAGCGCAAAUAUGAAGAUUUUUACUGAAAGGUUGGAUAAAUUAGAACUCGAUCUAUCUACAAACAAAAUAAAAACUUCUAAUAUCGAAAAGGACGUAGAAGAAAUAAAAGAGAGUCUUAACUUCCAAGAAGAGUUAACUAAACAAAAGAUUGCAGAAAUAAAUAAACGGACAGAAAGUGAAAUUAAACAUCUUUAUGAGCAGAAACGUUUUGAAUCUAUAAAAGAAACAAAUGCCAUUAAAAACAUAAGUGAGAAACUGGUUGAUCUCGAAAAUCGUUCACGAAGAAACAACCUGAGGAUUGAAGGUGUAAAUGAAUUACCUGGUGAAACCUGGAAUGACUAUUGCAUCUCAAAUGAAUUCUCAGAUCCCGACACUAACUAUUAUUGUGAUUUGCUCAGUGAUUGUUCAUAUUAUUAUCCAAGUGAAUUAGCAGAGUUUCUUUUGAAGGAUAAUGUAAAAGCAAGCGAUAAAAUUAAAAUUCUUCACGUAAAUAUUAGAAGCUUAAAUCGCAAUUUUGAAAAUCUACUUAAUUUAUUAGAAGAAACUAAAAAUAUUUUUGAUAUACUUUGCUUAACAGAAACAUGGAUAACUAUAAAUGACCUAAAAAAUAGUUCAAAUUUUAACCUUCCUUAUUUUAAAUUAAUAUCUCAAGAUAGCUUAAUCGAUAAGUAUAAAAAUAACUCCAAACGUACAUGGGAAAUAAUAAAAGAAAUAAGCGGAAAACAAAAAGACUGCUCAGGUUUCCUUCCCCAGGUCAUCAAGGUUGAUAACAGAAUCAUCUAUGAACAAAAAGAAAUAGCUUGCGAGUUUAAUCAUUUUUUUGUUAAAAUUGGUCCUGAACUGGCCAAUAAGAUUCCAAAGACGCAGGCUAUAUUUAGUGAUUUUCUAGUACCGAUGACUGAUUGCAUUACGUCUGGAGAGUUGUCUUCUAAAUUAUCAUUUGAAGAAUUUGAAAUAGCAUUUAAAACUCUGAAAAAAAAUAAAGCUACUGGAGCAGAUGACAUUAAUUGUAAUAUAAUUCUAAACUGUUUCGAACAAUUAAAAGAUAUUCUCUUUAAAGUUUUUAGCGCAUCAAUUAAUCAAGGAAUUUUUCCUGAACAACUAAAAAUUGCAAAAAUUACCCCAAUUUUUAAAGAAGGUGAUAGGGCUAUUAUUAGCAACUACCGACCCAUUUCUAUCUUACCUAUAUUUUCAAAAAUAUUAGAAAGAAUUAUGUAUAAUAGAGUCUAUGAUUAUUUUCAAUGCAAUAACCUACUAUAUAGCAAUCAAUUUGGCUUUAAAAAGCACAACUCCACGGAACAUGCAAUCAUUCAAUUUGUACGCGAAAUUUCAAAAUUCUUUUAA